Molecule: messenger RNA, 3378 nt
Organism: Acyrthosiphon pisum (pea aphid)
Lineage: Eukaryota; Metazoa; Arthropoda; Insecta; Hemiptera; Aphididae
Exons: 8
Coding region: 370-2682 (770 amino acids)
Biological process (GO): proteolysis
Molecular function (GO): serine-type endopeptidase activity
Source: RefSeq, a predicted model, not a curated record
CAAGUCCGAUUCCGAACGCAUCAGUCCGAUCUGUCCGCUCGUGCCGUCAUGCCGGCCCGAGAACACAGCACUAGUUCUACGUCGUCUUCCGGUCCGCAACCGUCUUCUGUAGCAGUUCGCGAAUAACGAUCAAAUCGACGUAAUCAUUUUCCUAUAGUAAAUUAGUGUCCGAGGAAUCGUGUUUCUAUUUUUUUUUAAAAAAAGCUAUUCAUUUUUCUUUCGAUCGAGCUUUAUCAAAUAAUUUUUUUUUCAAAUUAAUUUUCACGUACCCAAUUACAUAAUAUCGUAUAGGUAUUAUAUUUAAUUUUCACAUAAAUAAAUGGCUGGAGCGUUUUCGCGUUGACACCGGUCAUUCGUAAUAUUCGCGUCAUGUUCGCCAUGUCACCGAGAUGCAAUCGUCUGAGGUGUUUGUUAGUGUUUUUACCCACCCUGGCCGCGGUGAUGUUGUUGGCCGAUCGAUGUCUCGGGUCCGACAAUAACAACAAUAAUAACGGCACGACAACAACGACCGUCAUUUCCAAUCCCGAACUGUCGUCGUCGUCCCCAUCGUCGUGGAUCGCUGCCACUGCUGAUUACCCGACGCAAUCGCCACUGACGAACGGCGGCAACGAGACGGCCGGGCAAACGGCGGUCGGAAAACCCAGCAAGUUCGACGAACACGUGGAGGACUGGCAGUACGUGGACGACCCGCUGAAGAACGUGACGACGCUUGCCGAACCAGUUCCCAUGAUUGCCGGUAACUCGACCGCGUGCAAGAUGUGCUCGAUCGACAAGUCCAAAACCCGGCGGAACAAGCGCAAUCAUGACAACCGGUUGUUUAAGAUGGCCGUCAAGUCGUCGCGACACCGAGACCUUUACGCCCAACUAAUGGCCUCGGUGGCGUCCAAACAAUCGUAUCGGCGGAAGCGGUUCCGCCGUACUCCAGCCCCUUCGACAGCCGAGUCGUCCACGUACAAGCAGUUGUUCCGGUACAAGCGGUACCGACGCUCCGUUGCUGUCACCGCAGACACGGCUGCAGACAUCGCGAACACAGCUGCAGACACCACGGACACAGCUGCAGACACCACGGACACGGCUGUGGACUUUUCAGUGGCACGUUUGUCAGCAUCCAAACAGCUGUACCGGCGUAAACGUUUCCGGCGUUCCGCGGUAGCUGCAUACCCGAACGGAAUGAUCCGACCGUACCACUAUAUCAAUAAUAACAACCACCGAUACCAGCAGCAGCAGCAGUACGGGCCCUCGCUGUCCGCCGACCUGCAGCAACAGCAAAACCGCCGUCGGCGUUACCGGUACGCCGCGGACCCGUACCACCACAAGCGGAACGGCGCGGCGGCCACUACGUGGGACCGUUCCGCCGAGUUCCGGCGCCGGUACCUCAGGUUCCCGCCCACGCACGACGCACCGCCACCCGCGUACAACAACAUCGUCAACAACAACAACCCGUGGUCGCCAGCCGCCGUGCCACCAGGCCUUCUGUCACAGCAACAGCAACAGCCUUUCAGCUAUUUACCCCAGUACCCGGUCCAACAACAACAACCACCACCGUCCAUGGGGCCUAGGAGUCCCCGACUCGUGUUCCGGGACCCCAUUGACCAGGGAACGCUCCAGGCGCCGUUCGGUGGUGGACCCAACGGACUCCAAGACCUGUUGGUCUCGCAGCCCGAUGACGUCAAAGAUGAAUGGACCGACUUGGACGUAGACAGCAAACGCAAUAGUUUGUGCAAUACAGGAAGAUGUGAAUUUUUGUUAACUUGCUGGAUGGCUUCCGGUUACAUUGAGAGCACCUGUGGUGGCUUCCUGUACGUCUGUUGCGACCGAAAUUCCGCCAAAACGAACGAAAAUAUUGCUAUCAAUACUAACAGAGCGUCGGUGCCGGUCGACUAUGGCCCAGUGACUAACGAUCCCAGUUGUGGUGUUUCGGUGGCCAAGCAACAAGGAGCGCAAAGAAGAAUUGUCGGAGGUGACGAAGCUGGGUUCGGCAGCUUUCCAUGGCAGGCUUAUAUUCGCAUCGGAUCCAGUCGGUGUGGUGGUUCGUUGGUGAACAGGUAUCACGUAGUAACAGCCGGUCACUGUGUUGCCAGGGCGUCGGCGCGACAGGUACAGGUGACUCUUGGAGAUUACGUUAUCAACUCAGCGGUGGAACCGUUGCCGGCUUACACGUUUGGCGUCCGCAAGAUCAGUGUGCACCCGUUCUUCAAGUUCACGCCGCAAGCUGACCGGUUCGACGUGGCCGUGCUCAGGCUGGAUAGACCGGUGCAGUACAUGCCACACAUUGCACCCAUCUGCUUGCCGGACAAGGGCGAAGACUUUUUGGGACAUUACGGAUGGGCUGCCGGAUGGGGAGCUUUGCAAGCCGGUUCUAGACUGAGGCCGAAGACGCUCCAGGCCGUCGAUGUACCAAUCAUUGACAACAGACAGUGCGAGAGGUGGCACAAGUCCAACGGCAUAAACGUUAUAAUCUACGACGAGAUGAUGUGCGCCGGUUACCGAGAAGGAUCCAAGGAUUCGUGCCAAGGCGAUUCAGGCGGACCACUGAUGCUGGAGAAGACGGGUCGAUGGUACCUGAUCGGAAUCGUGUCGGCCGGUUACUCGUGCGCACAACGCGGUCAGCCCGGCAUCUAUCACAGGGUGGCGUUGACGGUCGACUGGAUAUCCUACAUAAUCAAUUCGUCGCAACAAUAAUAACAAAGGGGAUAAUACAAAUAACAGUGUAGGUACAACAUAUAGUACCUUAGCUACACCAUACGCUGUGCGUACCUAAGUCCCCGACGGACACAUUGUAUAUAGUAAUAUUAUUGUAAGCGGUGCGUACCGAUUUUCUGAUAUCCAAACUAUUCAUAUUUAUAGCGAUAAUAAUUUAUAAUACAUAUAUAAUGAUAUAUUCAUAUUAUAUGCGACGUGCGUUUAGGUACGAUCGUAUAUUUUAUAAUAUAUUAUAUAUAUUAUACAUAUUAUUUUAUUUUAUUUUACACUAUUUAUAGAUAUUUAAGUUAUUUUAUUUUAUUGGUAUAUUUUUAAUAACAAACCGUCUUGUCCGCAAUGCGCGUGAUAUACCGCGGUCGCGGUGAUAUUUUAUGUUUUUAAAUAAUUAUCAUAAUAUAUUAUUAUCCGCGACGGUACGAGAUCGUUAGCGAGUAGCGACCAAAUCUUUCGGCAUUUGAUCGCUCUCAAACGCCUCGCCGUUCCCAACUGCGAUCACCGCGCAUCGUCACCGCGCAGGACCCGAUGCAUUGUUAUUAUAUUAUAUUAUUGUACAUAUAUAAAAACGUGUAUAGUGAUGAAUAAUUUUACGUGUAUAAACUCACAAUGUGGCUGUAAUAAUAGUGUAAUUAAUUUAAUAACAAUAAUAGAAGUAUAAGAGAACACAAAAACCAAAAA